GGUCACUUACGCUUACAUCUGAUGGCAGCGGUGAUCAAGAACCUCAGAACGCCUUACGUUUACCUCCUCGCCGACGCCGAUCCAUGCUAUCUGCCUACAAGGUACUACUGUCGAAGUGCCUCCUCGCCUACUUUAACGCCCAGCCAUCACUACCAAGUCUUCUUCGCACCAUGUCUACCCUACUACUUCGUGCUGACUACUCACGUCUUUGCUACCCUCCUGACGAAGUCGCUGACGAUAUGUUCCCGCACUCUACGCCGCCACAAAUCCGGCUCAUCUACCUCGCCACGUCUUCACGAACCUUCGUCAGCACAACCAUGGAGCCGCCAUUCUACUCAGCACCACCAAUACUUCCUAGCUACUAUUAAAACUUCUGAAGAUGAUUGACCCUCCUCGCUACUGAAUGUUGCACCUCAGUGCGAAACCUCCGCCGCACCCGCUACCUUGGCACGCGACGACCCAAGCGACCAUCGGAUCACCAGGAACCAUCUGUAGAUACCGAACAGAACCUGUAUCCCUAUCUGCUACUGCAGUGUUCCAGCGUUGCAGACGGCUCGAGGACGAGCCUUUCGCGCGGCCGAGC
Molecule: messenger RNA, 583 nt
Organism: Penaeus indicus
Lineage: Eukaryota; Metazoa; Arthropoda; Malacostraca; Decapoda; Penaeidae
Exons: 2
Coding region: 22-387 (121 amino acids)
Source: RefSeq, a predicted model, not a curated record